This is a messenger RNA of Ixodes scapularis (black-legged tick), 377 nucleotides long. RefSeq lists its product as uncharacterized. The coding region runs from base 27 to 377 and encodes 116 amino acids. Lineage: Eukaryota; Metazoa; Arthropoda; Arachnida; Ixodida; Ixodidae. The record is from RefSeq and is a predicted model, not a curated record. The transcript has 3 exons.
GCCAGCGGAAGUGGUGUACCCUGAACAUGAUGAUCCACAAACAGCGGGAUCGUGUAAAAGACCACGCCUUGAUUUCAGCAGUACUGCGUCACCCGUACUGUGUCCUGAGCGUGAUGAUCCCCGAGCAGCAACAGAGUCGUGUGAGAGACGACGCCUUAAUCCCAGCUGCGUUGCAUCACCCGUGGUGUAUCCUGAACAUGGUGAUCCUGAAGCAGGAGGAGGACAUUGUGGGGGAAUUCACCAAGAUGUUGCAAAGGUUGACUGCUCGAGCCGUGGUUCCCUGGAACACAAACAGUGUUUGGGAACGCCAUACCAUGCUGCAUCGACGGACAAACAGCCUCCCGUACCGACUGAUUGCGGCCAGGUUGACUGUUUGA